CUGGAGGUGCGAGAGGAGCUCAGGAAAGCCCGGGAGAAGAUGAUGGAUGCGUCACGCUCUAUGAGCAAUGGCUUCUCCUACCAGGAGAAACUCUCCCCUUCCCAGCUCAGCUCCGUGCUGGAAGCCGUCGCGGGCGAAUAUGCCCUGGUCAUCAAUGGGCACAGCCUGGCCCACGCACUGGAGGCAGACAUGGAGGUGGAAUUCCUGGAGACAGCGUGUGCCUGCAAGGCCGUUAUCUGCUGCCGUGUCACACCCCUGCAGAAAGCCCAGGUGGUGGAGCUGGUGAAGAAGUACAAGAAAGCUGUGACCUUGGCCAUUGGGGAUGGGGCCAACGAUGUCAGCAUGAUCAAGACUGCCCACAUCGGGGUGGGCAUUAGUGGGCAGGAAGGCAUCCAGGCCGUGCUGGCCUCCGACUACUCCUUCUCCCAGUUCAAGUUCCUGCAGCGCCUGCUCCUGGUGCACGGGCGCUGGUCAUACCUGCGCAUGUGCAAGUUCCUCUGCUACUUCUUCUACAAGAACUUUGCCUUCACCAUGGUCCACUUUUGGUUUGGCUUCUUCUGUGGCUUCUCAGCUCAGACUGUGUAUGACCAGUACUUCAUCACGCUGUACAACAUCGUCUACACGUCGCUGCCUGUGCUCGCCAUGGGUGUUUUUGACCAGGAUGUGCCGGAGCAGCGGAGCAUGGAGUACCCCAAGCUCUACGAGCCUGGGCAGCUGAACCUGCUCUUCAACAAGAGGGAGUUCUUCAUCUGCAUCGCUCAGGGCAUCUACACCUCCGUCCUCAUGUUCUUCAUUCCCUACGGCGUUUUCGCCGACGCCACCCGUGAUGACGGUGCCCAGCUGGCCGACUACCAGUCCUUCGCCGUCACCGUGGCCACCUCCCUCGUCAUCGUCGUCAGUGUGCAGAUCGGGCUGGACACGGGAUUCUGGACAGCCAUCAACCACUUCUUCAUCUGGGGCAGCCUGGCCGCGUAUUUCGCCAUCCUCUUUGCCAUGCACAGCGACGGCCUCUUCAGCCUCUUCCCCAACCAGUUCCGCUUCGUGGGUAACGCACAGAACACGCUGGCCCAGCCCACGGUCUGGCUGACCAUCGCCCUCACCACCGUGGUCUGCAUCGUGCCCGUGGUGGCCUUUCGCUUCCUCAAGCUGGACCUGAAACCUGAACUCUCGGACACG
Messenger RNA from Acanthisitta chloris (rifleman), 1176 nucleotides. Its product is annotated as phospholipid-transporting ATPase ID. Gene Ontology annotation, molecular function: ATPase-coupled intramembrane lipid carrier activity; ATP binding; ATP hydrolysis activity. NCBI's taxonomy places the organism in Eukaryota, Metazoa, Chordata, Aves, Passeriformes, Acanthisittidae. The annotation marks the transcript as partial. The record is from RefSeq and is a predicted model, not a curated record. Gene Ontology annotation, biological process: phospholipid translocation; Golgi organization. The transcript has 8 exons. Gene Ontology annotation, cellular component: plasma membrane.